Trametes versicolor FP-101664 SS1 is the source of this 2638-nucleotide messenger RNA. Its product is annotated as acetoacyl-CoA synthetase. Gene Ontology annotation, cellular component: cytosol. Lineage: Eukaryota; Fungi; Basidiomycota; Agaricomycetes; Polyporales; Polyporaceae. Gene Ontology annotation, biological process: lipid metabolic process. The transcript has 15 exons. The coding region runs from base 348 to 2441 and encodes 697 amino acids. The record is from RefSeq and is a predicted model, not a curated record. Gene Ontology annotation, molecular function: acetoacetate-CoA ligase activity.
GUCCAACGACCGCGACUCCUUGGCUCACCGUCGCCAUCGUCGCAAGUGUUCCCAGAACUGUUCGCAGCCCUUGGCUCUCUCAACCCGAUCCUGUUGGUUCACUUUGACUGCGCAACGCGUUCUUGGCAGACAUAUCCGCCGCGCUUCUCCCAUCCCCGAUACUCGCCAAGUUCACAGCCCAACUACAACUCAACCGUUCGGUCUGCCACGCCUGUCUGCUCCGGACGAGACUUCCGUCAUCGCAGCCUUCUGCGACGCUCGGGGAACCCUCUUUCUCAGGAAACCCGGUCCACAGCAACCACCUUCACAGACUACCCCUUACCACCUGACACGGACCUUAACACGAAAUGGCACUCUACACCCCAAGUUCCCCGGAGUCCGCACGGGUGUCCACCUUCAGGGCGCGCAUUAACGCCGCCCAUGGCCUAUCGCUAAGUACCUACCACGAACUGUACAAGUGGUCUACCGAAAACAUCGACCUGUUCUGGAGCGCGGUUUGGGAUGAUACAGGGAUCGUCGGCCACAAGGGCGGUCACGUCGUGGACCGCGAAGCGCAGCCCCCUGAGAACCCUGCAUGGUUCACGGAGGCGCAAGUGAAUUAUGCUGAGAACAUGCUGAGGUGCCGCUCGCCCGACAAGACCGCACUCGUACAGGCCAUCGAGCCGGAGCCGAACCACCCCAAUCCCGAGUUCCGUCGGGUCUCGUACGCGGAGCUCUACGCGCUCGUAUCGGACAUCGUGUCGGCCUUCCUCGCGCACGGAUUGAAGCCGGGAGAUCGCGUCGCGUCAUACUCAUCCAACUGUAUUGAGAACGUUGCAGCAUGUCUCGCCUGCGCCGCUAUCGGUUGCAUCUGGGUCAGCGCCGCCGCUGACUUUGGCGCUGAGGGUGUGUUCGAGAGGCUGGAGCAAGUCCAACCGCGCAUAAUCAUCUCCGUCGAUGCUGUGGUAUACAAUGCCAAGGUUCACGCACAUCUGCCCAAGCUCAGAACUCUCCUGGCCAAGCUGUCAGACAGGGCUCAGCUUCGCCCCGAGGUCGUGAUCAUCCGACACCCGUUCGACGCCAGCCGUCGCGAGGACUGGGAUCCGAGCUGGAUCGACUGGACGGACCUCGCAGCCGAGGGCCAAGCGAAGAAGCUAGGCCGUACAGCUGACGGCGAGAUAGAGUGGCGGCGCCUCGACUUCAACUGGCCGCUGUGGAUACUGUUUAGCUCGGGGACCACAGGUCGACCGAAACCGAUCGUCCACCGCGCUGGUGGGAUGCUGAUACAGGCGAAGAAAGAAUUCGUUAUAUGCGCCGACCUGCAGCCAGAUGACGUGUUCUUCUACUAUACCACCACAGGGUGGAUGAUGUGGAACUUCCUUGUUAGCGGGCUAACCAUAGGCUGCACGGUCGUCUUAUACGACGGCAGCCCGCUGCACGACCCUGCCUACCUGUGGCGCCUCGUGGACGAGCUAGGAAUAACGAUCUUCGGAACGAGCGCGAAGUACAUCGAUCAGCUGGCGAAAGUGUAUAAACCUGCGGCGCACCACAGACUGUCAACUCUCCGGCACAUUUACUCCACAGGCUCGCCCCUGGCGCCCCACCUGUUCGACUUCGUGUACGAACACAUCCGCCGCGACGUCCUUCUCGGGUCCAUAACCGGGGGCACGGACAUUUGCUCGCUCUUCGCGGGGAUGUGCUCGGCGCUGCCCGUGUUCCGCGGCGAAAUCCAGUGUCGGCUGCUCGGGAUGGCCGUCGAAGCGUUCACGCCUACUGGUGCCGCGGCGGGGGCAGACGAGCCGGGAGAACUUGUCUGCCUGAAGCCGUUCCCGUGCAUGCCGGCGGGCUUCUGGCCGCUUGCAGGGUACGGGAGUUCCGAGGCGGUGGAAGCCGCGUCGAAGCGCUACCAGGACGCGUACUUCUCCGAGUUCAAGGGCGUCUGGUACCACGGCGACCACAUCAUCAUCACGCACUCGCAGGCAGGGAACGGUGGUGGACUGAUUAUGCUUGGGCGGAGCGACGGUGUUCUGAAUCCUGGAGGGGUGCGCUUCGGGUCAGCUGAGAUAUACGACGUGAUCGAGCACUGUUUCCCGCCCGCCACCACGCACGCGGCGCACACCAUCGUUGACUGCCUCGUCGUGGGGCAGAGCAUCGCGCACGGGUCGGACGAACGCGUGGUGUUGUUCGUGAAGCUCCUCGAAGGACAGGUGCUCACGGCCGAGCUGCAGGCGCGGAUCAAGGCCGAAGUGCGGGCGCGACGGAGCGCGCGCCAUGUCCCCGCUCGGAUCCUGCAGGUCGACGACGUACCGUACACGGUGAACAUGAAGCGCGUGGAAGUGCCUGUGAAAAAGAUCAUCAACGGCGCGCCGCUGAGCAGCGUUAAUCCGGCGACCCUGCGAAACCCAGAAUGCCUGGCGGCGUAUGAGGCGAUUGGGGUGCGGCUGCGGGGAGAAGUCGCUUGAGAAGGUGUUGCUGUAGGGUGUGAUAUCUGGAUGGAUAUAUGUGCUACGGGUAGGAACGAACAGCGGCCGAGGGUGCCAUUGAAUCAAUGUCGCGGUAUCCCAUAUGCCGAUAGCUGCGACAGUAGCGGGAGAAGUGGCUGCACGCAGCAUCGGACAUUGCACGAAGACGAGGGAGGAGGCCGGGAUGCGGGGAUGUG